Molecule: messenger RNA, 1905 nt
Organism: Rotaria sp. Silwood1
Lineage: Eukaryota; Metazoa; Rotifera; Eurotatoria; Philodinida; Philodinidae
Source: the annotation of a GenBank genome assembly
AUGAAUAGUACAGCAUCAUCAAUGAAUGGUCUUAUCGGACUGCAUUGGCAAUGGCCUAUGUUAUCAAGCGUUAUCGAACAAAUUCCAAUUCAAAAGUUAGCACUCAUCGAACAUUUAUGCUCAUUAAUUAGUGAAAAUAAUGACCAAACGUUUAUUCAUAUUAGUGAACUACUUCGAAAUCAAUAUCAAGUUGGUAUUGAUUAUCGUACUCUUCGUCUUUUAUCAACAAUGUUCGGUAUAUCUAUUCCAAACUUUUAUACACCCGGCAAUCAUAUCGAAAUUAUUAAUUCUUUCUCUUUAACGAACAACACUCCUUUUUUUUCUACUAUUCAUUUGUCCAGCUGUUACACUAAAUGUAUUUUAUGUGACAGCAAUUUACGUAAAUAUACUCUCCAGUCAGUCAAGAUUUAUCAUGAUAAUGGACAAAGUUUUAAUGGUAUUAUAAAAAAUAUGUCAUGUACUCACAGUCAUACAGCAUUUCAUGAUAAUCAUCCUAUUUAUUACUUGCCAAAUUAUAUAUGUCAAUUAUCAAAUAAUGGCAAAUACAAACGUGUGUUCUAUAUUUCGGACUUUUUUCAUAAUUGUAAAUAUAUUUAUAUGGGUGGAAAAACAGCAUUCGAAAGAUCUUUAUUAAUACGUUAUCUGGUCGAUCUGUAUGUCGGUGGAAAAACAGUUCAUGCUUAUAUUCAAUCCUACAACCAUCGACAAAUAUGGACAUAUGGUCAUCGACCAUUGAAUGAGUUGCUCUUUUAUCGAUUUGUUAUUUCAUUUGGUCUUCUUCAUUUUUAUUUCUGGAUGGGUUAUGAAAAGGUUAGAAGAACUGCUGAGUUCGAUUCGGUCAUCGUCGGAUGUGAUAAAACACCGAAGCCUGGUGAAGAUUAUUGUGAUGAACAUCGUGAUCGUCGUGGUAUAUCUAUGGUGUGUGAAGACGAAGAUUGUAUCGAUAAUGGAGAUUUUAUUACAUUAAGAAAUGGUAAACAAUAUGUGCGUUAUCAAUCACUCACAUGUAACACCAUAAAAAGCUUUCCAAUGAAGUAUAUGCCUAUGAAUACAAGAAACGCUGCCAAUCGUCCUACUGUACAAACAGAAACGUCGAAGUCUAAAAAACUUCCAGCAUUUUUAUUGAAAGGUUUAAAACAUACAAAUAAUGAAUACCAAGAUGAAGAAUCUUCUUCGUAUUCCGAGGUUGAGAAUCUUCCAAUGCAAAAUUCAAAACGUGUAAAUUCAAAUGCUGCAGAUAGCCGAAAUAAAGAUCGGCUAGCAAAAAAAACACGAAUAGUAAAUGAAAAUGAGAUGGAAAUGCAUGACAGUAAUUUAUUAGUAGCUGAUUCAAGCCAUAUAACUCAUCUUGAAGAAUUAUCACCACCGAUUCAACAAAAUGACAAUCAAGCAUCUAUGUUAUAUACUAGUAACAUUUAUCAACCACCAAGUGCAACACCCAAUGCAAUUAAUGUAGAAGGCGAUCAACCAUCUUCUAUGUUUGAACAACAAGAUGAUUCUUCGUCGAUGAACAACCAAAUGGAUCUUCCUUUAGAACAACAUGUUGAUCAAAUCUCAGUUCCACCAUCAAACACCAGUGGGCCACAUCACGAAAACUUACCUAAUGCAAAUCAACAUCACGAUAAUGACAAAGAAGAUAUUGAUAGUGAUUCAAUUAAUCAACAAUUGCCAACACAUUCGACCUUGACCAAUGAUAAACAAAAGCUCAAUGAAAAUCCAUCAAAAGCUGAAGAAAUUCAACAGCCACAAAUUUCAGGUCCACAUGAUACUGCUAAUAUCGAGAUAGAUAACCAUAGCCAUUAUACAACAUACUUCUAUAAACAAUCAGACUUCAAAGAUUACAAAGAUUCAAAAAUCGAACCACGUACGCCAAAAUUAUUUAGUGGCAAACGAUUCAUUUCAUAA